This is a messenger RNA of Ziziphus jujuba (common jujube), 1531 nucleotides long. RefSeq names its product dnaJ protein homolog. Gene Ontology annotation, biological process: response to heat; protein refolding. Gene Ontology annotation, cellular component: cytosol; cytoplasm. Gene Ontology annotation, molecular function: ATP binding; Hsp70 protein binding. The coding region runs from base 157 to 1413 and encodes 418 amino acids. The transcript has 6 exons. The record is from RefSeq and is a predicted model, not a curated record. Lineage: Eukaryota; Viridiplantae; Streptophyta; Magnoliopsida; Rosales; Rhamnaceae.
AAGAGAAGCUCAAAGAAACCAGCCUUGUAUAAAUAAAGAUUUCAACACACGUACCCCUGCAAAUUUAGCACAUUGGUGACCUUGCAAUUUACUGCCAAGAAAGAAAAGAAAAUAUAUAUCGGCUUAUCUCGUCGAUAGAGAAGUUGUUGGGUGAAGAUGUUUGGAAGAGCACCGAAGAAGAGCGACAACACCAGGUACUAUGAGAUUCUUGGAGUCUCUAAGAACGCUUCCCAGGAUGACUUGAAGAAGGCCUACAAGAAAGCCGCCAUCAAGAACCACCCCGACAAGGGUGGCGAUCCCGAGAAGUUUAAGGAGUUGGCUCAGGCUUAUGAUGUUCUGAGUGAUCCCGAAAAACGUGAAAUCUAUGACCAAUAUGGUGAAGAUGCACUCAAGGAAGGAAUGGGAGGCGGCGGUGGGGGCCAUGACCCUUUUGACAUCUUCCAAUCUUUCUUCGGUGGCAGUCCUUUUGGAGGAAGUAGCAGAGGAGGACGAAGGCAGAGGAGAGGUGAUGAUGUUGUACACCCCUUAAAGGUGUCACUGGAAGACCUUUACUUGGGAACCGCAAAGAAGCUCUCACUUUCCCGGAAUGUGAUAUGCUCCAAGUGCAAUGGGAAAGGGUCCAAAUCAGGAGCUUCAAUGAAGUGCGCUGGGUGUCAAGGAACGGGAAUGAAGGUUUCGAUUAGGCAUCUUGGGCCUUCCAUGAUUCAGCAGAUGCAGCAUCCUUGCAACGAAUGCAAAGGAACCGGGGAGACCAUUAGUGAUAAGGAUCGGUGCUCACAGUGCAAAGGAGAGAAGGUCGUUCAGGAGAAGAAGGUUUUGGAAGUGUUUGUGGAGAAAGGCAUGCAAAAUGGACAGAAGAUCACAUUCCCCGGUGAAGCUGAUGAAGCUCCUGACACAGUGACAGGGGAUAUAGUAUUCGUGCUUCAGCAGAAGGAACAUCCAAAGUUCAAAAGAAAGGGAGAUGACCUCUUUGUGGAGCACAGUUUGUCUCUGGUUGAGUCUCUUUGCGGCUUUCAAUUCGUGCUGACCCAUUUGGAUGGCAGGCAGCUCCUUAUUAAAUCGAACCCUGGUGAAGUCGUCAAGCCCGAUUCUUACAAGGCAAUAAACGAUGAGGGAAUGCCCAUGUACCAGAGGCCAUUCAUGAAAGGGAAGCUGUACAUCCAUUUCACUGUGGAAUUCCCCGACUCUCUGAAGCCAGAGCAGGUGAAGGCUUUGGAGGCUAUUUUGCCUCCGAGGUCGGCGUCUACACUAUCGGAUAUGGAGCUGGACGAGUGUGAGGAGACAACGCUGCAUGAUGUCAACAUAGAGGAGGAGAUGAGGAGGAAGCAGCAGUCUCAGGCGCAUGGUGAGGCCUAUGAUGACGAUGAAGAUAUGCCUGGUGGUGCACAGAGAGUGCAGUGUGCCCAACAGUAAAAAUGGUUUCAGGGUUUUGGCCAAUUUGUAUUUGUACUCGAAAGAAAUAUUACAAGUAUUGAUUAAUAUAACUUGUUUUUCACAGGCAAUUAUGGAAAUAGUUUUGUGAUUUUGGUAA